Messenger RNA from Brassica oleracea var. oleracea, 1689 nucleotides. RefSeq names its product serine carboxypeptidase-like 29. Gene Ontology annotation, cellular component: vacuole. Lineage: Eukaryota; Viridiplantae; Streptophyta; Magnoliopsida; Brassicales; Brassicaceae. The record is from RefSeq and is a predicted model, not a curated record. Bases 141 to 1571 code for a protein of 476 amino acids. Gene Ontology annotation, molecular function: serine-type carboxypeptidase activity. Gene Ontology annotation, biological process: proteolysis. The transcript has 9 exons.
UUUUGGAGAAGUCAGUAAGCUUUUGACGUCAUCAUCCACAUGCUUUCUAAAGCUUGCGAGUCAUUUAAAUUGCACAAAGGAGAUCAUCGUUCUAUCAUUUCACUGUGAGAAAGUUUAGUUCAACAUUACCAAAAACAACAAUGGCUAAAACCAGAUGGUUUUGCUUCGCUAUCGCUCUUUUAGUGAUUGCCCGUUUCUGUAACUGCGAAGAAGCAGUCUUGUCUCAGAAAGAACAGGACAGGGUCUCGAGAUUGCCUGGUCAGGAUUUCGAUGUAGACUUUGCUCACUACUCGGGGUUCGUUACCACUAAUGAGAAGCUGGGAAGAGCACUCUUCUACUGGUUCUUCGAAGCUGCUGAAGAUUCUGCGUCUAAGCCUCUUGUUCUCUGGCUCAACGGAGGGCCAGGAUGUUCAUCUGUUGGAUUUGGUGAAGCAGAAGAGAUAGGACCGUUCCACAUUAAGUCAGAUGGGAAGACUCUUUACCUUAAUCAAUAUUCUUGGAACCAAGUUGCGAAUAUUUUGUUCCUUGAUGCACCUGUUGGAGUUGGUUAUUCAUACUCAAACACUUCUUCUGAUUUGCUUACCAAUGGUGAUCAGAGAACUGCGAAAGACUCACUGCAGUUUCUUCUGAAAUGGGUUGAGCUUUAUCCGGAGUUCAAAGGAAGAGAGUUUUACAUAGUUGGGGAGAGCUAUGCAGGGCAUUACAUUCCUCAGCUGAGUCAAGCCAUUGUAGAACAUAACCAAGCGUCUGGCGAAAACACCAUUAAUCUGAUGGGUUACAUGGUAGGUAAUGGGCUGAUGGAUGAUUACCAUGACAGCCUCGGUCUUUACCAGUAUAUCUGGACCUUGGGUUUCAUCUCCGACCAAACAUACAGCUUACUGAAACUCAAGUGCGGUUUGGAACCCUUUGUUCACACAUCCGAAGUGUGUCUCAAGGCUCUGGACAUAAUGGACAUGGAGAUAGGUGAGAUAGACCAAUACAGCGUCUUCACCCCAACCUGUGUUGCCAACGCUUCCCAGGCAAAGAUGUUGCUGAAGAAAAGAGCAGUAGGUGGCCGUGUGAGUGAACAGUACGAUCCUUGCACGAUGAAACACUCUAAAGUGUAUUUCAAUCUUCCGGAGGUUCAAGAAGCUCUCCAUGUCCCACCGGGACUUGCACCAUCCAAAUGGGAUGUUUGCAGUGAUGUUGUGAGUGAAAACUGGAAGGACUCUCCUUCCUCGGUUCUGAACAUUUACCACGAGCUUAUAGCUGCAGGGCUACGUAUAUGGGUUUUCAGUGGAGAUGCAGAUGCUGUUGUACCAGUUACAUCAACUCGGUACAGCAUAGAUGCACUAAAACUUCACCCAGUGAGUCCCUAUGGUCCUUGGUACAUAGACGGACAGGUGGGAGGGUGGACUCAGGAGUAUGAUGGUCUAAACUUUGUGACUGUGAGAGGUGCAGGGCAUGAAGUUCCUUUGCAUAGACCGAAGGAGGCUCUUGCGCUAUUCCAGGCUUUUAUAUCUGGAACUUCAUUGCCAACUCCAGAGAACAGCAUCAGAAGCGACAAGUCUGAACUCGUUGGUGACUCAUGAUGAGUUGUGUGAUUCUCAGUCAGAAAGUUGCAGUCCUUGUAUGAACUAGUUAAGAUAAUAAUAUAAUAGCUUUAAACGCUGUUUUGAAACAUUUAGUGUUGGAUUCUAUUUAAGUGUC